Molecule: messenger RNA, 1296 nt
Organism: Saccoglossus kowalevskii
Lineage: Eukaryota; Metazoa; Hemichordata; Enteropneusta; Harrimaniidae
Product: arylsulfatase B-like
Molecular function (GO): sulfuric ester hydrolase activity
Source: RefSeq, a predicted model, not a curated record
AUGGAUGAUAUUGGUUGGAACGAUGUCGGUUACCAUAAUUCGUCCAUUUACACGCCAAAUAUAGAUGCAAUUGUCAACGACGGGGUGAGGUUGGAGAAUUAUUACGUUGGCAUGGUGUGUACACCAACGAGGGGAAUGUUCUUAACUGGCAAGCACAUGAGAUUUGAAAUAAACUGGAUGGUUCCCAAUUUUUAUAUAUAUGUUAUUCCAAAGCCAUUGAUGGUCUAUUAUAUUAGUGAGUCAGGGGAACUUGUGCAAAUGCUGCCCAUUCAAGGCAGAUAUCCAGAAAGAAUGGCGAGACUUUCAGUUCUUGUACAUCGUAAGUGCAAAGAAAAAAUAAACCUGCAACUACAAGAUGGGAUUAUUGGCGGACAUGAACCAAAAUGUCUUCCGGUAAAUGAAGUAACGGUAGCUCAAAAACUGAAAGAAUACAACUAUGUUACACACGCUAUCGGCAAAUGGCACCUUGGUUACUACAAAGAAGCGUGUCUUCCCAUUAAUCGAGGAUUUGAUUCAUUUUUUGGUAAAUAUUUACAUAUUGUAUGGUGCGUUCUCAUUGGGCGAUCGUCAGGCGAUAAGUGGACAGUGCUUGAGCCGAUGUUUAUGUACCUGGCAUUCCAAGCUGCCCAUGUACCACUACAGGCACCUGACGAAUACGUUAAAAUGUAUUCUAACAUCGAAGAUCCUGAUAGACGUAAUUAUGCCGCCAUGGUUACAUGUAUGGACGACGCUAUAGGUAGCGUAGUGGACCAACUAAAACUAUCAGGUCUAUGGGAUAAUACAAUUUUGGUGGUAUCCACGGGUUCCUAUGGCAGAGAUAUUAUGCCAUAUCUUAAAUUCAAAAACCAUCCAUCUAUGAGGGACAAUGUACUCAUAAAUUUGGUUCCAGAAACAAUGCUGAAGAAUGUAAAAGCAGAAGAUCCUUGGUUGAAGAAUGACCAUUUUGAUGUGAAAAUAAAGGCAGCAGUUCGUGUUGGUAAUUGGAAAUUACUAACAGGUCAACAAGCUCCUGAAAUUUGGUACGCUGCGCCUGAAAGUGACCAACUUACACGUCAUGGAAGUGAUGAUCGAAUUGUACGUCUAUACAACAUCGCUGAAGACCCAACUGAAUCGAAUAAUCUGGCUGACUCGAGACCAGCUAAAGUACUAGAAUGCCUGAAGAAGUUAGAGGAAUACCGUUCGAAAGUGUUGCCAAUUUUAGAUACGCCCUCAAUUAGUGAUAAAAUAGCAGAGCGUCUCAUGCCUAAUCACGUACUGGCACCAUGGGAUAGGCAUAAUAAAAAAAUGCACUUUUAA